This is a messenger RNA of Cornus florida, 1008 nucleotides long. Its product is annotated as peroxidase 60. NCBI's taxonomy places the organism in Eukaryota, Viridiplantae, Streptophyta, Magnoliopsida, Cornales, Cornaceae. Gene Ontology annotation, cellular component: plasmodesma; plant-type cell wall. The record is from RefSeq and is a predicted model, not a curated record. Gene Ontology annotation, molecular function: peroxidase activity; heme binding. Gene Ontology annotation, biological process: response to oxidative stress; hydrogen peroxide catabolic process. The transcript has 4 exons. Bases 1 to 1008 code for a protein of 335 amino acids.
AUGUCGAAAACAGCUGCAGUGGCUCUAGUCCUUGGACUCAUCUUCUUGAACCUCUCAGACCAGUGCUAUGGCCAACUGCAAGUUGGGUUCUACAAGGGCAAAUGUAGGACUGCCGAUGUCGAGGCUCUUGUAGGCCGUGUUAUUUUGGCAAGGUUCAUCAAGGACCCGACCAUCGUGGCCGCCCUCCUACGCAUGCAAUUCCAUGAUUGCUUUGUCAACGGGUGUGAUGCAUCUAUUCUACUAGAUGGGAGCAAUAGUGAGAAAACUGCACCUCCUAAUCUAAGUGUGAGGGGCUAUGAUCUCAUUGAUGCUGCAAAGGCUGCUGUGGAAGCAGUCUGUCCCGGAGUAGUCUCUUGCGCUGAUAUCAUCGCCAUGGCCACCAGAGACACCGUCUUCUUGAGUGGAGGAGGUCGAUACAAUGUACAAACAGGGCGAAAAGAUGGCUUUGUAUCUCUUGCCAGCAACGUGAACCUCCCGGCUCCUUCAAUCUCAGUGUCGGAUUCCAUAGCAGCAUUUGCCAAGAAAGGACUCGGUGCCAUUGACAUGGUUUAUCUUCUCGGUGGUCACACUGUUGGUGUAGCACACUGUUCUCUCUUCAAAGACCGGCUCUACAAUUUCCAGAACACUGGAAAACCUGACCCAACUAUGAGUCCUUUGCUGCUAAUGUCUUUGAGACUCAGGUGUCCUCAAAAUGCAGCAUCUGAUGGCACUGCUAAUCUGGACCAGAACCCUUUUAGUUCUCUCAUUGUUGACAACUCUUAUUACCGGCAAAUAAUGCUGCUUAAAGGGGUUCUUCAAAUCGACCAGGAGUUGGCAUUGGAUCCGCUAACCAAUGCCACAGUGGCAACGAUAGCCAGGGGCUUCGACUUCUCCACAAGAUUUGGUCAGGCCAUGGUCAAGUUGGGUGCAGUUGAAGUCCUUACCGGCACACAAGGGGAGAUUAGGACAUCAUGCAGAGCCAUCAAUAAACCAAUGGUUAACAAUUCUCAGAAUGGUCCUCAGACCUAA